Messenger RNA from Trypanosoma theileri, 1749 nucleotides. RefSeq names its product kinesin-like protein. The transcript has a single exon. Lineage: Eukaryota; Euglenozoa; Kinetoplastea; Trypanosomatida; Trypanosomatidae. The record is from RefSeq and is a predicted model, not a curated record. The coding region runs from base 1 to 1749 and encodes 582 amino acids.
AUGUCAAUUGAUAAUCUGCCAGACACAUUCAUGCAAUCCGUGGACGGAGAUGACGGGCGCCUCAAUGACGGGUUCUGGAAAAUAAGGAGUGCCAGUGUUGAUGAUGACCCGUUGUACGUUAAAUCGCUUGAUGAAUCAGGGUUUUUGGAUGGUAUUUCGUCCUCCGAGUCGUGUGCGUCCGUGUCCGUUGUCACGACACGCCACGUUAAGCGCUUCGACGGAGAUGACUGGAAGUGCGUGUUAAUUAACCAUCUGGAUACACUGCGGGCCACGUUCGUUGCCGAGGCGGCUAUUGCAUGUCGUGUGACACAAGAUGACAUCACUCUCUGUGAGUUGAGACUUGGCAGUUUGUAUGUUACCUUCCAUGUCUCUCAUGAUGCAGAUGUUAGUGAGACAGAGAUCCAGGAUCGUGUGGAACUCUACCCUUUUCGGGAGGUAAUGAGACUUUACGCCAACCGUGAUGCUCCAGCAGACGGCUUGGAUGCGGCGCUGAAGCGUAUCGCGGAACUUGAAGACGAGAUGAAGAACAAGUUGGCAAAGCUGCAGGAGGAAAACGCAAAGAAGGCGGCAGAGCUUGAGCGGUCCAAGUCUCAGAUGGAGAGCGAGUUAAGGCAGGAAAUGGAAGAUAGGGAGAGAGAACUCGCAGAGGCACUCAGCAGUGCGCAAGAGGCGCUGCGCGCCAGUGAGGCGGAAAACAAGCGCCUAGAGGAAGAAAAGAAGAAAGCGUUAGAGGCAAUAUUGCGAGAACGCAAGCGCAUUGACAAGCACAUGCUCCGCCAGAAUGAAUUGAUUGCCGCCAUCGUGCAGGAGAACAAAAAGGAAAUGGAGGCGAAGGAGCGUGAGUUUGAGGAGUGCAUACUUGCGAAAGAUGUCAUAAUUGAAAACCUGCGCACCCGUUUGCGCUCAAAGAGUGAGCCGCCAAACGGUGAUGCGUACUCGCGCGCCGGUUCUGCGGAGACCGACCGCGCAGAGGAGUUUGCGAAACUGAUGGGCCGCAUGGAGGAGAUGGCCAUUGUGCUUGAAAAGACACAGGAAGCUGAGACGGAGUCGCGGGGUGAGAUCCAGCGGUUGUCUGAGGCGCUGAGGUUUUCGGAAGAGGCACGUCAGUCGGACGCAGUCAUCUACGAAAACAACAUGCUUGCUUUAAAGCAACAGUUGCAGGCGUAUCGUGACACCAGACGCGCAGAAGAUCACCAGAGGCGUCAGGAAGAGUCUCGUUCCCGACGUAGCACGAACCUUGAUAAAGAGGAAAAGACAAAUGAAACAAUUGUACGACAGUAUGAGACGGCAUUGGAAAAUAUCCUUGGGACUUUGCAGGACCGUCUGACCAUUUUACGCGAGGAAUAUGCAUCGUUCCUCAAAGUGUCAGAAGAGGAAACGACAAACGAAAAGGGUGUACUUGGUGAGCACGAGCAGGACAACCAACAUAUGAGGCAGACGUUCCGCACUGCAUCGCUAACGCUUCAGCGGGUGUUCUGGAGCACACGUGAGAAGGAGGUUCAGGAUGUGAUCGCCGAGCUGGACAAUGCGGCGGCGAGUGCAGAAAAGUCAAGGGCCGCAGUAAAAGUCACUCUGGCAUUACUGGACUCACGCCUAAAUUCUUUUAACGAACAGAAGGAAUGGAUGGAAAGUCAUCAGCAGUCACUGGAGGAGCUUAUCUCAUCUCUCCGGCAGCUCAACAAGGGUGCCUUUGAGCGGCAGCUUUCCUUAAUGAAUGAACAGGCGGCAAAACAGUUUUCGGCAGCAUAA